Thrips palmi is the source of this 4503-nucleotide messenger RNA. Its product is annotated as serine-rich adhesin for platelets-like. NCBI's taxonomy places the organism in Eukaryota, Metazoa, Arthropoda, Insecta, Thysanoptera, Thripidae. The record is from RefSeq and is a predicted model, not a curated record. Bases 326 to 4054 code for a protein of 1242 amino acids. The transcript has 9 exons. Gene Ontology annotation, biological process: mitotic cell cycle.
ACCGCAGCGGUUAACGCGGGGUUUUCAGAAAACCAGACAAUCUGCGUGAUUUGAACAGAUAAAAAUUAAGAAAAGAGUGUCUCUCUCUUAACAUGAUAACAAUUAUCACUCCCUACGCAAGACAAGCAAAAAGUAUCAAGGGUCCUUAGAAUCGAUCUACCUGUCGAUACAUCGAGUCCUCUGCCCGUUUGUCCGCCGCCGUUUGUGUUGCAAAUUCAAAAUUUGUUUUUCCGGCUCUCGAUUUGAAGUGAACUCCUACACUUUCCACUCAACUUACCUGUCGACGUGUUGUUUGAUUUUGGAUUAGAUUUAAAAUAUCUACAAUAUGGCUGGGGCUGAAGACGAAGAAGAUGAUUUUCCUGCUACGCAACCAGUCAUGUCUGUGCUACUCUCAGGUGUUGUUGCAUAUGUGGAGGUAAGAUCCGGCCAUGACAAUCGGUCCAAAGGAGUAAAAGCUCACAUGAGAAGUCUGGGUGCAACUAUAGAGGAAACUCUGAAUCGAAAUGUGACUCAUGUAGUUUUUAAUGAAGGACUGCCCUCUACAUACAAGAAAGCCAAGAAGUUCAAAUGUCACCUUGUGUCGGUGCUGUGGAUUGAAGCCUGCAAAGAAGCUUUAGCCAAAGUUUCUGAGGCAGGUUACCCACCUAUUGGUCAACAAAUUUAUGAAAAUCCUGACUCUUUAAAAAAUUUCAAGAAAAUGAAAUCAAUGCAGCCAGAUUCUGAUGAUGAUGCAGUUGAAAUGAAGACUAAGCGAAGGCUGAAGAGAAUGGCUCAAUGCCAACGCAAAAAGAGACUUGCCACUGUACCUGAUGCCUCUGAAGAAUCGGGUGAGGAUGGAACCAAGAAAACAAGUCCACCUAAAGUACAGAAGCAGCCUAGAAAUAAAGCAAGCAAGAAGGGCACAAGGUCCAAAGGCACUCAGAAUAAACCAGCCCUUCAAGAAAUCACCCCAGAUGUUGUUAAUAAAACUGCCGCUUCUGAAGCAUUAGGAGGAACUCAUACUGCAGAGGCAAGAACAACUGAAAAUGUGGAAUCGUUGUUUGCAGCUCAUGGAUCCAAGGGCUGCUCAACUUUGCCUGAAAAUAAGGCUGGGCAUUCAGGAAAAUCCUCAACGAAGUCAAAAAAACUUCUAGACAACACACCCAUCACCCGAAGAGAGUUCAUUGAAGGCUUAAAUGACAUAUGCCUCUCAUUACCGAAUGAAAGUGACAAGGACAAAAGUGAUGUUUCACCGUGGAGGAAAGGAGUUGGACCUCCACCCGUUAAAAUUAGAAGGAAGAACCCUCCGGCCAACAAAGUUUCUCCCAGAAGAAGUCCUCGCAAUGCAUCAGAUUCUUCAGACUGUUUCUUGUUUCCUGCAGUUCCAGCAAGGAAAAGUCCCCGUCAUGUCACUGGCAUUGUCAAGAUCUCAAAGAAGGCACAGGACCAGACUGCGCAGAAACCAUCUACCUGUACCUCGGCAAGUGUUGCCCUUCUCCGGAAAAAGAUGCCUGCUCCACCAUCAUCUCCUGGAGACGACUUCCUCCUGCUGUCUCAGGAACCAGGAGAUAUGCCCAGCAUUGAUGAAAUGGCAAAAAUGCGGAGGGGCUCUGUGAGAGCUGGAGAUGAGCGUAUAACACUUUCUCAGGUUAUUAGAUCUUACAAUGCGGUUGCUCAAGAGGGUCCCGAAAGUGAAGCCUCAACCUCAUCAAGUCCAAAGAGUGCAAGCCUGGUAUCAGACAAUAAUCUCGUCAAGGAGAGAUUAAAUAGUCGAAGGGCAAUGGAAGACAGUGUUGUAGUGGAUGUAGAGGAUGAUGCUGAUGCUGCAUGUGAUACAGAAGUAAGGUACUGUACCAGUAGAUGCUCCUCUGAAGCAGGAUCCACGGUGUCUUCAACAAGUACUAGAGUGCUGAUCAAUGGGAACCCAUCGUCACAAGUGGGAUGCUCCUCCAGCUAUCUACCAAGCUCUGGCACAGUGGAAGAUGAUGAAAAGGUUUGUGCUGCAGAGGAACCUGAAAGGGAGCCGUCACCAAUUUUUGUCAUCAAAAAGUCAAAGUUUAGGAGGCCCCUAAAGAAGCAACUAAAUGCACCUAAACAGAGUAGUGAGCACAAUGGCAUGGACAAGGAUGCUUCUAGUUCUUUAGGGGAAAGGAGACCGUCUUUAAACCCUAUAGACUAUAUUAAUAAGCUACUCUUACCCAAAUUUACGCCUGUGGAUAAAACUCCUGGCAAUGGUCACAUGGGUAAUGUGAUUGUGGAAGAAACUCCAGAACUUGGUUCCAAUUCAAAUUCUAAGCCUGAGUUUCAUUGUGUUAUCCCACCUACUCCUGUUGAAAAUCAAGAACCUGUUGCUUCAAUGAACCAGUCCUUGACCAGUUCAGUGAUAUCUUGGGUAAAGAAAAGCUGCAGGGUCCCUUUGUUUUCAUCACACUCCAAGAAAGCUAUGACAACAUCUACCAUUCAAAAUAGAAAUCAAAAUCCGUCCAAAGAGGUUUCUUCCCAAGACAGUACUGCCACUAUUUACUACUCCUUUUCUAAAGAGACUGAAAACGCUCCUGAAGAAACAGAAAACCCGUUGGCUGACCCAACUGCAUUAGUCAGGUCUUCGCCCAUUUCUUCAAAGAAGUCCAACUCUCCACUGAGGUUAAAUCAACUUUCAGCCCCUAGUUUGAAUGGUGGUGAAAAAUCUGCAAAUGAAAAUUCACCUAAUGAUGUCAACAUGUGUCUGGAAAAACAGCGGUCGCCUCGCAAGUCAAUCCGCAAGAAAAGUGAAACAUCACCUGCUAUAUCCAAACGAGGAGAAAAUUUAAAGGACCAAGCAGUGCAGGAUGGUUUACAGAAAGGGCUGAAAAGUAAAGCAUCAUCACUUGAUAAAAUGACAAAAUUGCUUAAACCAAGAGCAAAAGUUGUUGUCACUGUUGUCAAGAAUGAUGAAGGUGUGUCUAACUCUGCAUCUAGAGCAGAAACUGACACUGCCACAUCAACUCCAGUCAUACUGAUAAACAAAGCUCAGGAAGCCCACUUCAGUUCAGGAUAUGAAACUUCAAACUCUAUAGGGAGUAAUACGGACACUGAAACAGAUAAGAAUCGAACAAACACGAGUACUGGAGCAUCAGGCAAGAGGAAAAAAAUCACAGACUUUCUUUCUCCAAUUGUUGGACCACCUAAGAAGAGAAGUGAUGUCUAUGAUAGUGAAUCACCAGCUAGUCGAGAUACAGACAGAAGCACUGACACAGCUAUUUCUCAAAGACGAGUUGGAAGGAAGAGGGUUCAAAGUGUUCCAGACAAGAGCAGCAAAAAGCCUAAAAUGAAUAAUUCUGAGUCAGACAGCACUUCUGGGAGCAGAAGAACCCGUGCUAGUAGAGUAGAUGGGAAUAACAAAUUGACUGAAUCACGAUCUGACUUAUCUACUGACAGCACAAAAUCAUCUGGAAGAAAAUCAUCAGAAGAAGCAAGAAAACGUAUGGCUGUAAGUCUCACGAGGAACUACAAAAGCAAUGCCCUGAAAGUAAUUGUGUGCACCUUCCUGACAGCAAGUGAACAAAAUGGCAUUGAUGUUGCGGGAACAAAAUUAGGCGGCUGGAAAUUAGAAGAGAAGGUAACACCUCGCACAACACAUGUCAUCAACAGUGGCCCAAAACGGACUUUAAACAUGCUGAAGGGACUCUCUAGAGGCUGUUGGCUAGUGGACCAGCAAUGGAUGCUCGAUUCUGGUAAAGCUGGCACUUGGCUGGAUGAAGAAAAAUAUGAGCUCACCAAGUUUUCCCCAGGAGUGAGACUCUGUCGCAUGAAGCGCCAAGCAGUUGGUAAAGAUUACAAGCACAAUCUGUUUGCAAAAAGUGGGCCUAUAUAUGUUUCGCCAAAGUGUGAUGGACCACCAGCAAAGGAUAUUCGUGAACUUCUGGAGCUCUGCGGGGCAGACCUCAAAACAUCGAAGCAAGAUGCAAAAAUAGUUGUGGGUGGUGAGCCGAGUCCCAAAGGCACUGUCAAUUGUGUUAACCCACGUUGGGUUCUAGAUUCCAUAACUCGGAACAAGGUUUUACCAAUAAAUGGCUCAGAUUAUCAAAUAAAGUAAACUGUUUGUUCGUAUGUAUAAUGGCUUAAAGUACUAGCAAGUUGAGACCAAAACUUAGGAAGUAUUUUAGAAUUUUACAAGUUGGAUAGCCUUUUUAAUGAAAUUAAUUUUAGUGUUGUUAUGAUUGUUACUGUACAUAUCCACAAUUUAUUUUAAAUUCGUUUGUUCCCAUUCACUAAUUUAAUGCUUGCCAAUGCAAUAUUUUUACAUGAUUGAUAAAGCUGUUAUGGCAUAGUUAUUAUGGCAUAGUUAUUAUGCACAGUGCUGUCAUCUUGUUCAGUAACUGCUAUGAAGAAUCUUCUAAGAUACAGUGCCAAGGUUUGCUGUUCUACAAGACAGGUUGUUUGAUUUACUCUGCUCUUUUGUAGGGAAUAUGUUUGAAGAAAAUAAAAAGAGCCCAAAAUAUUUUGUUUGCGUGGUUUUGUAAAUAAAAUUUCAUUGGAGGGAUA